This is a messenger RNA of Panonychus citri (citrus red mite), 3186 nucleotides long. RefSeq names its product activated Cdc42 kinase-like. The record is from RefSeq and is a predicted model, not a curated record. The transcript is spliced from 6 exons. Lineage: Eukaryota; Metazoa; Arthropoda; Arachnida; Trombidiformes; Tetranychidae. The coding region runs from base 266 to 2020 and encodes 584 amino acids.
CAGAAUCCAAAAGAAGUGGUGGGAUAACCCAACACUGUGCUCGCCGAGACUAGAAGUCGACCCCAAAAAACGGGGCCACCGAAAGGUGGGAGCAGCUGUUCAGUCAGCAACAAAGAAUAAAUGUUUACUCCCAUUCACUAAAUUCAAUUGAUUCAAUUUCUUUGAUUAAUCAAGUAUUUUUUUUAAAUUCUCAUCUUGAUUCAUCUUUCGCCAACACUUGAAAAUCAAUAACAAAUUGAAACAAUUAAAUUUAUUCUCAUCAAUUAUGACAACUAAGGAUCUUUUUAAGUCUUUCGACUUUGGUCCUUCUCUGAUGGAUGAAGUUUUCAGAGAAUUGGAUAUCAUCAAACCAGAAUUUACCGAUGAUUUAAAUGGUCAACAAAAGGCUAUCAAUGAUUGUAAUUCAAACGUCAAAAAUGAAAUCAAAGAAAUUGUUAACAAGUUAACUUUAAACAAGGAUAAACCAAAUAAGAAUAAAACAACAGUUAAGCCCAUCUCACCCGCUGAAGAACAGAAUUUGGAUUCAGCUAUUGCCAUGGCUAAAGAAUUGGCUACAUUGAGUAUGAUGGAACUUGAAUUUAAGCCUGUUAAUGAUGUUAAACAUGAUAAUAUUUCAUCAGACAGCCCAAAAACACCAACCUCACCAAAUAAGAAAAAGUUUUCAUUCAAAUUCAAAAAUAGUCCUAAAGGUGAUCGUAAAAAUUUCAGUGAAAAAGCAGAAAAAAUCCCGGAUAUUCAAUCUAUUUUAACCGAAGAAGCCAAAGUCGCCUACAGUAGUUUAAUUGAAAAAGGUACAUCUCACUUUGGUACAGGAGCGACCAUAACCUCUGCCACCUCAACCGCUAAUCCUGUAACCAUAAGUCAUCCCAUUGAAACAGAUACAACUGAUUAUAAUCCAUUGAGACUUUUACGAAGUGGAUUCUCAAUUAUCCCUAAAGUAAAGGGAAACAAACAACGUAUUGCUGCCACCCCACAAACCGCAUCACUUGCCAGACUUACAGCUAAUGUUAACCGAAGUAAUUUGGGAGCUCCACCACCUCCUCCGGCAUCUUCAACCACCGGACCGAUAGCGGUUUCAAGUUCAUUGGGAUCUGUUUUCCUAGAUGACAAUUUACCAUCUUCAUUAGCUCAACAACAGAAUCAACUGCCAUUACCUCCUCGUGAUAGAUCAAAACAAACUCAGCCUACCUGUUUGAAACAACACCAACGUAGACAUCCACUUCUUAUACCUGGAUCCUCAUCUUCAGCCGCAAUCGGACCGGUAUCUUCACUGGAAUCUUCAGAUUCAUUUGAAAAUGUAAAUUCCAGUGAACCACCAAUGUCCACUUUCAAACCUCAUUUACCUGCUUUAAAACAUGGAGUUUGUAAUGAAUCACAGCCAAGUUAUGUUAACUAUGUUCCUCCUCGAACCACAGAGAUGGCGGAUAACAAAUAUUCUAGUUCAGCCUCAACAUCGAGCCCGAUACGUACUUUGGGUCCUCAUCCACCUCCAAAGCCAAAUAGGACUUUUCUGAAUGAAGAGCCAUUGGAAGCUAAACAUGCUACUACUAGCUCAGCCUCUGUGGAUAAUCAUUCAUCACUAAUGAAACCAACACAACAAUUUAAUGAGAUAAAAUCUUUCGAUGGGCUCAACCAAUCGCCACUUAAAUCCUCUUCUAUAAAUUGUCGUGUUUCCUCACUAGAUUAUUCAUCUACUUCUGCCGUUGAUAAACCUAGUCUACUCACUCGAUCACUAGAUUCUAAAGAACCUGAUCCAGAUGAAGUUCGAGUCAUGCAAAAAGUUCUUGCUAAUGAAAUACAGUUAUCUACAGAGGAAUGCAUAAGAAUCCUUCGAACCACAGGCUGUGAUAUUCACAAAGCAGUUAAAUGUGUUCGAUUACGAGAAACAUUGAAAAAUCAUUCGAUCAAUAUUGAUUGUAAUUGGGCGGAAAUGUUGGCUCGAUUUAAUUGGAAUAUUCGUCAAGCCUCAAAUUAUCUAAUUGCUACCCAAGGACUGCCAGAAGAUACCACCGAAGUGUAAUUGUGAUCAAUAUAAGCACACAAACAAUUCGUUAAGCUGCCCAGUUAAACUGCAAUUAAUUCAAAUUUAACCAGAAAACGAAGCAUUUAAAUGGAUCCAAAAUCAGCAACUAUCAAUAAGGAUCUAAAUCUAUUUCUUCAUUUCUUAAUUAGCUUUCAUUUUACCAAACUGACCCGCUGAAUUAAUCGUCUCUUCUUCAUCAUUUAUGGCAAAUAUUUUCAACCAAAAUUUAAUCAAACUACUAAAUUGUAAAGCAUUUAAAAAAAAUCAAUAAUCAUCUUGCAAACAAUUAACUUUGACGCUGACAAAUGCUGAAAAAAUGAGAGCUUUAAACGUUACCUUCAUCCGUUAAUUAAUGACUAUGGAAAAUUAAUCAACUUCCCUUUCUCAUCAAUAGUUUAUCUAAAUAAGUUCCUGAUGAUCAUCUAAACAAUCAGUAUAUUUGCCAAUGAUUGUGAAAACAAUUUCAAGUUCAUCAUCUCAAGCCUGUUAAUCAAAGUGACCCAGGUCGUUACAACGAUUACUGCACAAGAAAUGAAAACAAAGCAACAAUUAAUUACCAAUAAUCAUCUUAUUUAGUCAAUGGAAUCAAAAUUUUCAUCAAAAAUCAUUUCUACUCAUUAUAAUUAAUCCUUUCCUUUUAUUCACAAUAGAAACUGAAGAAAAGCUCGAUGAUAAUUCAAAUGGAUUAACUAAUUUACACCAAUCCCGACAAUUAACUCUAAUCUUAUUCAAUCCACAACCUUUCAUCCUCUCUCAGUCUUAUCAAAAUUCAUCUUCUAUUAUCAUCUUUGUACUUAUCAUCAUCCUCUUCAAGGAGCUAGUCUAAUAUCUUAAUUGUAAUCAAAUCUUUUCAAUUACCUUUUCUUUUCAUCAUCAAAUAACCAUCAACAACGAUCAACUUAUUGAUUGAUUUUUAUUUGAUCAAAAAAAGUUAAAUUUUGUUUUUUGGUUAAUCACUAAAGUAGUUGAUGAUUUAAUCUUUAAUUACAUUUUGAUGAAACUAAAACCACAAUUAGCUAAAUUUCUGCAAUCAUUUAGCAACAAUAAUGGUAAUUAUGACAAAACUGUGAGCAUAAAUCGAUUGAUGAUCUGUAUUAAUGAUUAAUUGUAAGCAACAAUUAAAUUAAUAAAAUACGUUUGUUAUCCCAAACUUGAAAAUCUAA